Molecule: messenger RNA, 864 nt
Organism: Bipolaris maydis ATCC 48331
Lineage: Eukaryota; Fungi; Ascomycota; Dothideomycetes; Pleosporales; Pleosporaceae
Source: RefSeq, a predicted model, not a curated record
AGUGCAUCUUUGUGGCCUUGGGGACGAGUGUGGGCAAGGCGGUGCAAGCGAAUCAGGACUCACUGGGUCUUUACAGGGUCUGCGAGGCGUACGCCCGGCAUCAACGUCGAGGGAAAGAUGGGGAUGUGAGGAGUGAAGGGUAGGGCUUAGCGUGGGUGGGUAGUCUGUUCUCGUCCGGGUCGGAGGAGAGACUAGGUCGACGGGUGUCGUGGCCGGCGGGUAGGGAGAGUCGGGCGUGGGUUUUUUAUGGGCAGGAUCUUGACGUAGCCAUCUCAAAGGAGAUCAGAUGGUUUCUGCGAGAUGCGGCUCUGGGCGUGAUUGGCAUCUUGUCGCUCCUCGGCUCUUCACACCUACCGACCGCUUGCAUCUCAAGUCGCCCAUGGCGGGCAACCCUCGAGCAACGGCUCGCCUCGCCGUCAACGACGCUGAGUUGAUUGGGCCGGUAGCUUGCAGAUGACGGCUGUCUGCACAAGUGGGGUGACGCCUCUGAACAGCCGAACACCCUUUUCCCACUGCAUGGCCGACCGCUCCCGUGCCACUACGAAUUGCCCUUUUGUAUGGCGCUUUGUCGGUGAACCCGCUGGGUUGUUCCGGAUGAAGAGUCAUCUGAAUUGGCUUGGCCUACGCCAAGAUAGUGCACGUUUGGGUGUCUGCACUGUGGCCAUGUGUUUGGAGGAGAGUAAUUGACUCUGUUAGUCCUAAUCCGGCUAUGUAGAGUACACAUGUGCAUCCAUGGCUGCGGCACAGCAGAUCAGAGCCACUUACUGAAGCAUGGUCAGUAAAGUACUGUAGGCCAGCUGGGACACGAGUGUAUGCUGUCAUCACAUACUAUCACCGUACAUACAACGUAUAUAUUUACACUUU